AUGGCGGUGGCCGUCCGAGGAACCCGAGGGGGAGGCAGCGGCGGCAUCAACGGUGGCCUCCGCACCUUUUUCUCUUACCGGAUCUUCAUCUCCGCUAUGUUCACUCUUCUCUUCCUCGCUACUUUCUCUAUUCUCUUCUCCUCUCACCCUCGCCAGCAACCUUUACUGCCUAGUAGCGGAAAUGCUUACGUACAACGCACAUUUUUGGCGAUUAAAUCAGAUCCGUUAAAAACACGAUUAGAUUUGAUAUAUAAACAAGCAAAUGAUCACAUGACAUUAGUUAAUGCAUACGCCGCGUAUGCGAGAAAGCUCAAGCUUGAUAUCUCUAAACAGUUAAGAAUGUUUGAUGAAUUAGCUAAGAAUUUAACGGAUUUACCAAUGAAACCGAGUUAUAAAUCCUUGCUUUUCGAGCCGGGUAGUCCCGUGGAUGAGGAUGUUUUAAGGCAAUUUGAGAAGGAAGUUAAGGAUAAAGUGAAAGUUGCGAGGUUAAUGAUAGCGGAAUCCAAGGAGAGUUAUGAUAAUCAGAUGAAGAUUCAGAAGUUGAAAGAUACCAUUUUUGCAGUUAAUGAGUUGUUAAUUAAGGCGAAGAAGAAUGGAGCUUUUGCGAGCUUAAUAUCUGCAAAGUCAGUACCGAAGAGUUUGCAUUGUUUGGCGAUGAGGCUUGUGGAGGAGAGGGUUGCACAUCCAGAGAAGUAUAAGGAGGAAGGGUAUAAAGCAGAGUUUGAGGAUCCAAGUUUGUAUCAUUAUGCGAUUUUUUCGGAUAAUGUGCUUGCAGUUUCAGUUGUGAUUAGGUCUGUGGUGAAGAAUGCAGAGGAACCAUGGAAACAUGUUUUUCAUGUGGUUACGGAUAGGAUGAAUAUUGCGGCUAUGAAGGUUUGGUUUAGGAUGAGGCCCGUCGAAGGUGGCGCUUACGUGGAGAUUAAGGCAAUGGAGGAGUAUAGUUUUUUGACUUCAUCGUAUGUGCCAGUUUUGAGGCAGCUUGAGAAUGCUAAUAUGCAGAAGUUUUAUUUUGAGAACCGGGCAGAGAAUGCUACCAAAGAUGCAAUAAAUAUGAAGUUUCGGAACCCUAAGUACUUGUGUAUGUUGAAUCAUCUUCGGUUUUAUUUGCCAGAGAUGUAUCCCAAGUUGCAUAAAAUUUUGUUUUUGGAUGAUGAUGUUGUGGUUCAGAAGGAUUUGACUGGGUUGUGGAAGGUUGAUUUGGAUGGUAAGGUGAAUGGAGCUGUUGAGACUUGCUUUGGGUCAUUUCAUCGUUAUGCACAGUAUUUGAACUUUUCACAUCCUUUAAUUAAGGAGAGGUUCAAUCCCAAGGCUUGUGCUUGGGCUUUUGGGAUGAAUAUAUUUGAUCUUGAUGCUUGGAGGCAGGAGAAAUGCACAGAACAUUAUCAUUAUUGGCAGAACCUGAAUGAGGAUCGUACUCUAUGGAAAUUGGGUACUCUUCCUCCUGGCUUGAUCACCUUUUACUCUACAACGAAGUCACUGGACAAAUCCUGGCAUGUGCUUGGCCUCGGAUAUAAUCCAAGCAUUAGCAUGGAUGAGAUAAGCAAUGCUGCUGUCAUUCAUUAUAAUGGAAACAUGAAACCUUGGCUUGACAUUGCUAUGAACCAAUACAAGAAUCUCUGGACUAAAUAUGUAGACAAUGAUAUGGAAUUUGUUCAGACGUGCAAUUUUGGCCUUUAG
Molecule: messenger RNA, 1677 nt
Organism: Dovyalis caffra
Lineage: Eukaryota; Viridiplantae; Streptophyta; Magnoliopsida; Malpighiales; Salicaceae
Source: the annotation of a GenBank genome assembly